Messenger RNA from Eriocheir sinensis (Chinese mitten crab), 2734 nucleotides. RefSeq names its product loricrin-like. The coding region runs from base 635 to 2734 and encodes 699 amino acids. The transcript is spliced from 3 exons. The record is from RefSeq and is a predicted model, not a curated record. NCBI's taxonomy places the organism in Eukaryota, Metazoa, Arthropoda, Malacostraca, Decapoda, Varunidae.
GUGGAGACAUGACAGAGGGAGCAUCAGGGUGUGGAGACAUGGUAGGGAGAGAGUCAGAGUGUGGAGACAUGGCAGAGGGAGCAUCAGGGUGUGGAGACAUGGUAGGGAGAGAGUCAGAGUGUGGAGACAUGACAGAGGGAGCAUCAGGGUGUGGAGACAUGGUAGGGAGAGAGUCAGAGUGUGGAGACAUGGCAGAGGGAGCAUCAGGGUGUGGAGACAUGGUAGGGAGAGAGUCAGAGUGUGGAGACAUGACAAAGGGAGCAUCAGGGUGUGGAGACAUGGUAGGAGGAGAGUCAGACUGGGGAGAAUCAGGGUGUGGAGACAUGGUAGGGGGAGAGUCAGGGUGUGGAGACAUGGUAGGAGGAGAGUCAGAGUGUGGAGAAUCAGGGUGUGGAGACAUGGUAGGGGGAGAGUCAGGGUGUGGAGACAUAGUAGGGGGAGAGUCAGGGUGUGGAGACAUGGUAGGGGGAGAGUCAGGGUGUGGAGACAUGACAGGGAGAGUCAGGGUGUGGAGACAUGACAGGGGGAGAGUCAGGGUGUGGAGACAUGACAGAGGGAGAGUUGGGGUGUGGAGAUAUGACAGGGGGAGAGUCAGGGUGUGGAGACAUGGCAGAGGGAGUCAGGGUGUGGAGACAUGGCAGAGGGAGCAUCAGGGUGUGGAAACAUGGCAGAGGGAGAGUCAGGGUGUGGAGACAUGGCAGAGGGAGAGUCAGGGUGUGGAGACAUGGCAGAGGGAGAGUCAGGGUGUGGAGACAUGGCAGAGGGAGAGUCAGGAUGUGGAGACAUGGCAGAGGGAGAGUCUGGGUGUGGAGACAUGGCAGGGGGAGAGUCAGGGUGUGGGGACAUGACAGAGGGAGAGUCAGGGUGUGGAGACAUGGCAGAGGGAGAGUCAGGGUGUGGAGACAUGGCAGAGGGAGAGUCAGGGUGUGGAGACAUGGCAGAGGGAGAGUCAGGGUGUGGAGACAUGGCAGAGGGAGAGUCUGGGUGUGGAGACAUGAUAGAGGUAGAGUCAGGGUGUGGAGACAUGGCAGGGGGAGAGUCUGGGUGUGGAGACAUGGCAGGGGGAGAGUCUGGGUGUGGAGACAUGGCAGGGGGAGAGUCUGGGAGUGGAGGCAUGGCAGAGGGAGAGUCAGGGUGUGGAGACAUGGCAGGGGGAGAGUCAGGGUGUGGAGACAUGACAGGGGGAGAGUCAGGGUGUGGAGACAUGACAGAGGGAGAGUCAGGGUGUGGAGACAUGACAGAGGGAGAGUCUGGGUGUGGAGACAUGGCAGAGGGAGAGUCAGGGUGUGGAGACAUGGCAGAGGGAGAGUCAGGGUGUGGAGACAUGACAGAGGGAGAGUCAGGGUGUGGAGACAUGACAGAGGGAGAGUCAGGGUGUGGAGACAUGGCAGAGGGAGAGUCAGGGUGUGGAGACAUGACAGAGGGAGAGUCAGGGUGUGGAGACAUGGCAGAGGGAGAGUCAGGGUGUGGAGACAUGACAGAGGGAGAGUCUGGGUGUGGAGACAUGGCAGGGGGAGAGUCUGGGUGUGGAGACAUGGCAGUGGGAGAGUCAGGGUGUGGAGACAUGACAGAGGGAGAGUCAGGGUGUGGAGACAUGACAGAGGGAGAGUCUGGGUGUGGAGACAUGGCAGAGGGAGAGUCAGGGUGUGGAGACAUGACAGAGGGAGAGUCUGGGUGUGGAGACAUGGCAGAGGGAGAGUCAGGGUGUGGAGACAUGGAAGAGGGAGAGUCAGGGUGUGGAGAUAUGGCAGAGGGAAAGUCAGGGUGUGGAGACAUGGCAGAGGGAGAGUCAGGGUGUGGAGACAUGACAGAGGGAGAGUCAGGGUGUGGAGACAUGACAGAGGGAGAGUCAGGGUGUGGAGACAUGGCAGAGGGAGAGUCAGGGUGUGGAGACAUGACAGAGGGAGAGUCAGGGUGUGGAGACAUGGCAGAGGGAGAGUCAGGGUGUGGAGACAUGACAGAGGGAGAGUCUGGGUGUGGAGACAUGGCAGGGGGAGAGUCUGGGUGUGGAGACAUGGCAGGGGGAGAGUCUGGGUGUGGAGACAUGGCAGGGGGAGAGUCUGGGUGUGGAGACAUGGCAGGGGGAGAGUCAGGGUGUGGAGAUAUGGCAGAGGGAGAGUCAGGGUGUGGAGACAUGAUAGAGGGAAAGUCAGAGUGUGGAUACAUGGCAGAGGGAGAGUCAGGGUGUGGAGACAUGGCAGAGGGAGAGUCAGGAUGUGGAGACAUGGCAGAGGAAGAGUCAGGGUGUGGAGACAUGAUAGGGGGAGAGUCAGGGUGUGGAGACAUGGCAGGGGGAGAGUCAGGGUGUGGAGACAUGGCAAAGGGAGAGUCAGGGUUUGGAGACAUGGCAGAGGGAGAGUCUGGGUGUGGAGACAAGGCAGAGGGAGAGUCAGGGUGUGGAGAUAUGGCAGAGGGAGAGUCAGGGUGUGGAGAUAUGGCAGAGGGAGAGUCAGGGUGUGGAGAUAUGGCAGAGGGAGAGUCAGGGUGUGGAGACAUGGCUGGGGGAGUCAGGGUUUGGAGAUAUGUCAGAGGGAGAGUCAGGGUGGGGAGACAUGGCAGAGGGAGAGUCAGGGUGUGGAGACAUGGCAGAGGGAGAGUCAGGGUGUGGAGAUAUGGCAGAGGGAGAGUCAGGGUGUGGAGACAUGGCUGGGGGAGUCAGGGUUUGGAGAUAUGUCAGAGGGAGAGUCAGGGUGGGGAGACAUGGCAGAGGGAGCAUCAGGGUGUGGAGACAUGA